AUGGGGAAGGAACAUUUCACACCUGAAUGCAAGUUCAAAGAAUCGGUAUUUGAAAACUACUAUGUGACGUAUUCUUCAAUGAUCUACAGACAGCAACAGUCUGGCAGGGGUUGGUAUCUGGGUCUUAACAAAGAAGGAGAAAUAAUGAAAGGAAACCAUGUGAAGAAAAAUAAACCCGCAGCACACUUUCUUCCAAAACCCUUAAAAGUGGCCAUGUACAAAGAACCUUCUCUUCACGAUCUCACAGAAUUUUCAAGAUCUGGAAGUGGGACCCCGACAAAAAGCAGAAGUGUUUCAGGAGUGUUAAAUGGAGGGAAAUCCAUGAGUCAAAAUGAAUCAACGUAGCCAGGUUAAGGCAGGCCAAGUGCUCUGUAAAUGGAACCUUACCGCUGGAUGCCGUUGAAUUCGUACUCGCAGUCUUUCAUCCAAACCGUUCAAUUGUUCAGGACAAGCCGCCGAACUUGCAUAGGUCACUCGUUUAUCAGCCAUUAGAUCAUCUGGUUGUCAAAGGAUAUAUCCCAAAUAUGUAGAAGAUGCGUGUGCAUAUCACAAGGCACCGGGAUAGCCAGCAAAACAUAACUGUGGAAUAAAUCUCAGAGAAGAAAUGUCCAGCUCUUUUUCCUCUCUCUCUCUCUCUCUCUUUUUUCUCUCCUAUGCUUUGUGGAAAACUAAACAAAAACAUUUCACAGCAUUCACUGCUAAGAAUUUGCUUUCCAACCAAGAAAUAAAAAGACCACUUUUGCUCUUCAAAGGAAAUUUUAACGCUUAUAUGUUUUAUAGGGGCAAACAACAAAAAUGUAAACUUUGUUGUUUUCUUGGCUUACUGUUUUAUAUCUAAGGCUUGAUAACAAAGGUAUCCUUUAAUUUGGAUUAGUGCAACUUUUUGAUUUCUCAACUCAAAUGGGCCUUUAAAGCUGUGUCUUUAAAAAAACAACAACAAUAAAUUCAGGGCUGGAACUGAGAGUCGGUGUCUCAGGCUCAAGCAAACAGUGUUCUUGUGAUUUUAAACACACUGAAAUAUAAAUUUUUAUAGAUUUGUAGCAUUCUGGUAAAGUUCUUGUGCUGACCCCAGUCUGUAGGAAUUGAGUUGUUUUGUUAACCUGCGUCAGUGGAAGAUAACGUAAAGGGAUAAAAUUAUCCUCCAAUGUAGAUUUAUCUUAAUUCCAUUUUGUGUAUCAUGUUAAACUGUUGUUGUGGCGUCUUUUCUAAAGACAGAAACUGUGGAAUUAAGGUGACUUAAUUUUUUAUAAGAAAUGUCUUAUUUGUAAAAGUCCUUCUUUUCCUGUAAUGGGCACGUGAUUCUUGUGUAGGAGGAAGCGUUAGGACAGGUUACCCCUAAACAACAUAUACUCAUACAUGCUAUUGGAAAAACUGUUUAAAAAUUUAGUUAGGUUUCCAUUUAGGUCAUCAUAUCUGUUGCAUGGGAGAAAGUUGGAAUAUUGGCAUAGAGUUGCAUGAUGUGUAAGAUUUUGUGCAUUAACCAUCAUUGGAUUCUGUGCUCCAAACCUGACAUCGUUCUGUACAAGCAGUUGUCUGCCUUGUACAAAAGAGUUGUUUAUUAUUUGUUGUACACACAAUCAUGCACUGAAUAAACUAUUUAU
Messenger RNA from Terrapene triunguis (Three-toed box turtle), 1601 nucleotides. RefSeq names its product fibroblast growth factor 13. The coding region runs from base 1 to 345 and encodes 114 amino acids. The transcript has 3 exons. Gene Ontology annotation, biological process: animal organ morphogenesis; positive regulation of protein phosphorylation; regulation of cell migration. Gene Ontology annotation, cellular component: cytoplasm. Lineage: Eukaryota; Metazoa; Chordata; Testudines; Emydidae. Gene Ontology annotation, molecular function: growth factor activity; fibroblast growth factor receptor binding. The record is from RefSeq and is a predicted model, not a curated record.